AUGGCCAAGCUUGCACCCAGUGCUACAAGGCAAAAUGCCGCUGUGUGCGGACCUCAGUGGGUGAAGAUUGCGAAAGAUGUGUCCGCCUCAGGAAGACGUGUCAGCCCUCAGAGUCGGCCUUUUUUGCUCCAAGCCAUCCACGCCGUAACUACAUUCUCAACGCAGGAAAGGCUGGUCCAAGUUGAAGAGCUCAAGCGCCUCCUGUUCACAUCUGCUUUGCUCAAAGUCCAGUCAAACAUCGACUUACUCCUUGGAUUAUUGACCUACCUUGCAUGGAGCAGCGACGCAUUUCUCGGAAGAGCGGACCUCGUUUCUCGUCUGAUGAUGCUCGCCAUUUCACUAGUAUACGAUUUACGGCUGUUCAAAUCAUCCUCAAUAGAUGUGGAAGUCAUGAUGUCUAUGACGCAGGGUUGGGCUGAAGAAAGCCCUCGGAACCUCGACGAUGAAACCCCUUACGGCUUAUUGGAGAGGCAGCGGGCAGUGCUGGCAUGUUUCAUUUUGAGCUCUAAUGUUUCGUCACACCUUGGGCGUCAAGAUGCCAUACGGUGGACACCUCAGAUGGACGAGGCGCUUCGAGUCAUCACAAUGGACAACUCAUGCCCUACGGAUAAACUAUUUGUUGCCCAAGUACGGCUGCAGCUGCUCAAGCAAAAAGCGGAGUACGUUCGACAAAUAGAAGAGACUGGGUUUGCACGCCCAGGAUCUCGCCCAGAUAGGCAAGUAGUUACUCUGGCAGAUAACCUAGUAGAUUAUACCCCCCACAAGAGUGCUGAUGCCUUCGCCUGGGGAGACACCCAGGGUUCACUUGUAGAUAUUCUCAGUACACAUGCGCAAUACGUCGAAUUAUACAUAAAUCACUUAGCUUACUCCAUAAGCCAAAGUUCGCCGCCUCCUGAUACAUCCGGACGACAGAGCGACAGCUGGAUAUUACCGGGAUUCGGACGCCUGGAGUGCUUGUGGCAGUCGGUCGAGAACAUCAAAGCAUGGCUAGACGAUUUCUACAAAAUCCCCUGCUCAAAGCUGCCCGGUCAGCCCUUUCAUUUUUGGUCACAGAUGAUUCUGACCAUCACACUUCUGAAAUACCUAUCCACGCUCAAGGACCCAGAAUGGGAUUGCCAUGCGGUGCGGAAUAAGGUGCACCUGAUAUCAACAAUGGACCACCUGCUCCAAAAGCUCGCGCUAAGCAGCAAGGAGCCGGAACUCCAGUGUGAUGAUCAUCUGCUUAAGUAUUUAUCCAAACUUCUAGCCAGGUGUCGGGUGUGGGGUGAAACUCGGUGGAACAUGGCUUCUCAGGUGCAAGAUAUAGAGUCAAGUCAGGAGGACGGGGCAACCACCCCUGACACUACCUCCCACAGCCAUUCCCAUAUCCCGGAUCUAGGUCAGAUGUCCUGGAUGCAGUCGAUGGAUUUGGGCGAUGAUCAGUGGUUUGAAGACGUAUUGGGUAUACCGACGACAUUCUAUUAGUUUGCAGGAUUUGUAUGGAUUUAUUUUAUAUAUAUUUAUAUACAUAUUUAAGUACCGAAGAAUGGAAAAUAAGUAAACUGUUCAGGCAGUAAUGGCAG
Messenger RNA from Histoplasma capsulatum G186AR, 1562 nucleotides. RefSeq lists its product as uncharacterized. Gene Ontology annotation, biological process: regulation of DNA-templated transcription. Gene Ontology annotation, molecular function: DNA-binding transcription factor activity, RNA polymerase II-specific; transcription cis-regulatory region binding. Gene Ontology annotation, cellular component: nucleus. NCBI's taxonomy places the organism in Eukaryota, Fungi, Ascomycota, Eurotiomycetes, Onygenales, Ajellomycetaceae. The record is from RefSeq and is a predicted model, not a curated record. The coding region runs from base 1 to 1464 and encodes 487 amino acids. The transcript is spliced from 5 exons.